Messenger RNA from Vicugna pacos (alpaca), 5701 nucleotides. The record is from RefSeq and is a predicted model, not a curated record. Lineage: Eukaryota; Metazoa; Chordata; Mammalia; Artiodactyla; Camelidae.
GUGGGGAUUCUGGGCGGGUGGCGGAGUCACAGUCGCUUCGGCCAGGCUGUGGAGCGGACCGACGCGCCUGGUGCCCCGGGGAGGGGCGCCACCAGGGGAGGAGGAGGUAGAGAGGAAGAGACGCCCUCUCUGCCUGAGACCUCUGGAGGCUCUGACCCCAGAGGACUGACAAGUUCCUCCACCUCGGCUGCCUGAAGAGGCCGCGACCCUGGAGGGCCCUGAGCCCACCACACCAGGGGCCCCAGCACUGUCCGGGUGGCCUAAAGCGACAGUCUCAGGGACCACUGCAAGGUUUCCAGUUGCCUAGACAACGAGCCCGGGGUCACAGCAGCAACCCUUCCGGCCACCUGCCUCCUCUGCUGUCACAGGCACCAGUCCCAGCCCCGUGAGUCCAGCCCAGGUGAUAUGACGGUGCUUUCUACCUACCGGCCCUCGCGGGUGACCACGCUGAAACGCACAGCUGUGGUCCUGGCCCUCACGGCCUAUGGAGCGCACAAAGUCUACCCCCUGGUGCGGCAGUGCCUGGCUCUGGCCAGAAGCCCUCAGGGGUCGGCCGGGGAGUCGGCACAGGAGGUCUCUGGGGCCACAGUGGCUGUGUCGGCCAAGGCCGGCGUCAACCGGGUGUUCUUGCAGCGACUCCUGUGGCUCCUGCGGCUGCUCUUCCCCAGGAUCCUGUGCCGGGAGACCGGGCUGCUGGCACUGCACUCAGCCGCCCUAGUGAGCCGGACUUUCCUAUCAGUGUAUGUGGCCCGCCUGGACGGCCGGCUGGCCCGCUGCAUCGUGCGCAAGGACCCCCGGGCCUUCGGCUGGCAGCUCCUGCAGUGGCUCCUCAUCGCUCUCCCUGCCACGUUCGUCAACAGUGCCAUCCGCUACCUGGAGGGCCAGCUGGCCCUGUCUUUCCGCAGCCGCCUCGUGGCCCACGCUUACAGCCUCUACUUCUCCCAGCAGACCUACUACCGAGUCAGCAACAUGGACGGGCGGCUUCGCAACCCAGACCAGUCCCUGACGGAGGAUGUGGUGGCCUUCGCUGCCUCUGUGGCCCACCUGUACUCCAACCUGACCAAACCACUCCUGGAUGUGGCAGUGACUGCCUACACCCUGCUUCGAGAGGCCCGCUCCCGCGGCGCUGGCACUGCCUGGCCCUCGGCCAUCGCUGGCCUUGUGGUGUUCCUCACAGCCAACGUGUUGCGAGCCUUCUCGCCCAAGUUUGGGGAGCUGGUGGCAGAGGAGGCGCGGCGGAAGGGGGAGCUGCGCUACAUGCACUCUCGAGUGGUGGCCAACUCUGAGGAGAUCGCCUUCUAUGGGGGCCACGAGGUGGAGCUGGCCCUGCUGCAGCACUCCUACCAGGACCUGGCCUCACAGAUCAACCUCAUCCUGCUGGAGCGCCUGUGGUACGUCAUGCUGGAGCAGUUCCUCAUGAAGUACGUAUGGAGCGCCUCAGGCCUGGUCAUGGUGGCAGUCCCCAUCAUCACCGCCACCGGCUACUCAGAGUCAGACCCAGAGGUCGUGAAGAAGGCAGCCUUGGAGAUGAAGGAGGAGGAGCUGGUGAGUGAGCGCACAGAAGCCUUCACCAUCGCCCGCAACCUCCUCACAGCUGCCGCAGAUGCCAUCGAGCGAAUCAUGUCGUCCUACAAGGAGGUGACAGAGCUGGCUGGCUAUACAGCCCGGGUCCACGAGAUGUUCCAGGUAUUUGAAGAUGUCCAGCACUGCCGUUUCAAGAGGCCCGGAGAGCCAGAGGAUGCUCAAGCGGGGUCUGGGGCUGUGGUGAGGUCUGGCACCCGUGUGGAGGGGCCCCUGCAGAUCCGAGGCCAAGUGGUGGAUGUGGAGCAGGGGAUUGUCUGCGAGAACAUCCCCAUCAUCACACCCACGGGAGAGGUGGUGGUGGCCAGCCUCAACAUCAAGGUGGAAGAGGGCAUGCACCUGCUCAUCACCGGCCCCAACGGCUGCGGCAAGAGCUCUCUGUUCCGGGUCCUGGGAGGGCUCUGGCCCACGUACGGUGGCGUGCUCUACAAGCCCCCGCCCCAGCGCAUGUUCUACAUCCCGCAGAGGCCCUAUAUGUCCGUGGGCUCCUUCCGUGACCAAGUAAUCUACCCGGACUCAGUGGAGGACAUGCGAAGGAAGGGCUAUUCUGAGCAGCACCUGGAAGCCAUUCUGGACAUUGUGCACCUGAACCACAUCCUACAGCGAGAAGGAGGUUGGGAGGCUGUGUGCGACUGGAAGGACGUUCUGUCCGGGGGGGAGAAGCAGAGGGUCGGCAUGGCCCGCAUGUUCUACCACAGGCCCAAGUAUGCCCUCUUGGAUGAAUGUACCAGCGCUGUAAGCAUCGACGUAGAAGGCAAGAUCUUCCAGGCAGCCAAGGAUGCAGGCAUCGCCCUGCUUUCCAUCACCCACCGACCCUCCCUGUGGAAGUACCACACGCACUUGCUGCAGUUUGAUGGGGAGGGCGGCUGGAAGUUCGAGAAGCUGGACUCAGCUGCCCGCCUGAGCCUGACUGAGGAGAAGCAGCGGCUCGAGCAGCAGCUGGCGGGCAUCCCCAAGAUGCAGCGGCGCCUGCAGGAGCUCUGCCAGAUCCUGGGCCAGGGCCCUUCAGGCCUCCAGGGCGCUGCCACCUGACUGCGGGCCAAGGCUCUCAGCCCUCGGCCCUUGCCCCUCCCCAAGCCCUCGGAUCACAUGAAGGAAAUGGAGCGCCUACCCUCCCAGCCCCGCUGUGGGCCUGCCCUGCAUGCUUUCCCUCCUCCAGGGCCUCUGGGCCACCGCCACACCUGCCUAGAGGACCGCCAGCCAAAUCGCCUGCCCCUUCCCAACUCCACUGCAUCUGUGACCCCGUGAGGGAGCCGAGGCCUUUGUUUUCUCUGGGGAAGGGGAGAGGGGUCAGAGGCGAGCCCCAGUUCACAGCACCAGCCCGCGCCAAGGAGCCUUGGCAUUUGUCGGGCACCGCCCUCCCGAGGCUGAGAUCCCAUCUUUCUCCUCUUCCGUCCCUUGGAGACCUCACCUCCCAUCUCCUGGGAUGCCCUUCUGGCCAUAAAAACAGCCAAGCGGGACCCACGGUGAGACAGUCUCUGCUCCUUCUCCCUAUCACUUGUCCCAAAGAGCCUGCAGGAGACAGAACCGCACAGCAUUUCCUAGAGCAAUGAUAAGAAUGUAUUCCUGUCCCUUCAUCCCUAGCCUUCUCUCUCCUACGAGCUAAUUUAUUGGAUUCCUGUGUGUAGCCAUCUGGACUGCCAAUGUGAGCACCCCGCCAGCAGGGGAGGCGGCCUGGGCCAUGGUCCUUCACGGGUGGCCUGGCCUCUUUAGUCAGACCCUGGCUGGCCCAUCACCCUACCAGCCUACACUGCCAACAACCAUGGGGGUGAGGGCAGGCCAGCCAAAGGGCUGUUGGACGCUGGGGCUGCCGGGCGUGAGGGCACCAGUGUGCCCAGCUCAGUGCCAAAGAGGGGUCAGCGGGGGAGCUGUCUGCAAAGCCAGCCCCCACCCGAGAGGGAGACCCCGCCACCGCACCGCUGUGUGCCUUUCCGGGGCCCUCAGCCCUCGGGUCAGGGAGCCUCCCUCAGUUUCUCAGUAAAAACCUUCUGCAGAAAGUACAGUCCUGCCUCCCAGCCUCUUAGUCAGGGUUUGGGGGAGGGAUGGUGAGGGCAGCAGUUUUCCUGGGGGAGGAAUAACCUCAAGCCCCCGACCCCGCCCGAAGAUGAUGCUGUUCCGCACACUCUCUGGCUGACAGGGCGGUGGGGAGGCGGGCUCAGCAACAUGUCGCCACAGUGACGCCUGAGCCCCAGGAGGACUCUGCACUCAGCCUGACCCUGUGCUGGGGUGGAGAGGAAGGGACGAUGUAUGGUCCAUGCAUGAGGAGCUGCUAGAAAGUUACUGAGAAAACCAGUGAGUUGCAAAGUAGGCUGGUAGGGGGACACGGAGGAGGAAGAGCCCUGAGCCGGCCAAGCAAGGGGCAGCAGGGACAAAGUGGUUCCAUACCUUCUAGGAAGAGGGAACGCUUGUGCAAAGGUCCAGGGGUCAAUCAGGAGCAAGAUGCUGGACAUGGAUGCUAAGGGCAAGGGGGAAGGAGGGACCAGGCCACUCUCUAAAAGCCUGGGCUUAUUCCGGAGACGAGAAGCCACCAAAGUGUUUUCAGCAGGAUGGAAACAAUAUAGGAGUUGUGCUUGAAGGAGGCCUUGUGGAGGGUAGUUUGGAAGGAGGUGAGAGCACACCGCUUGGCCCUCAUCCACUGCUGGUGCGAAUGGACACGGGGCCGUCAUGGUGGGGAAGAGCGUGGCGUGUCCUCGAAAGCUAGAUGGAGAGUCCUCAUGUGCCCCAGCAUUCUGCUCCGAGGUUUAGACCCAAGAGAAUUGAAAACUAGCUCAAGUGGUAGAGCACGUACACCAGGUCCUGGCUUCAAUCCACUAUGCCGCCUCUAAAUAUAAAUAAGUAAACCCUAAUUACCUCCCAUCCCAAAAUUAAAAAUUUUUAAAACCCCAGUGUCCAAUCAUACCCUUACAGAGGAAUAUUCUUAACAGUAUAUUGAUGAUAACCAAAAUGUGGAAACGGCUGGAAUGUCCAUCAAUCCAUGAAUGGACAAGCAAAAUGUGGUCUCUCCGUACAACAGACUAUUAUUCAGCUCCACAAAGAACAGAGUUCCUACUACAACAUGGAUGAACUGUAAAAACAUGCUAAAGAAAAGAAGCCAGUCAUAAGAGAGCACACGUACUGUAUGAUUCUGUUUAUCUGCAAUGUCCGGAAUAGGUAAAUCUACAGAGACGCAAAGCAGAUUGCUGGUCGCCAGGAGCUGGGAAGGUGGGAAACAGUGAGAGACUGCUGAAUGGGAACAAGGUUUCCUUUUAGGGUGAUGGGAAUGUUCUGGGACAUUGAUGGUUGCACAACAUUGUCAGUAUGCUAAAGGCCACUGAAUUGUGCACAUUAAAACAGUUAAUUUUGUUAUGCGAAUUUCACCCCCAAAAUAGAUAAUAUAUAAUAGAUACAUUGAUUGAUCAUAAAGAGACAGAGGUGACAGGUGAUUGAUAGAUACUAAAGAGAGAUGGGAGAUUAGAUGGUAGAUUGAUAAUGAUGAUAGGUAGGUAGGUAGGUAGGUAGGUAGGUAGAUGGUCACUAAGGAGGUAGGUAAUAGUCAGAGAUGAACGAGCACACAGCUUAAUGCAACACAGGCCAGAUGUGCUGAGGCCGGAAAUCCCGGAUGGAUUAGAGAGAUUAGAAGACAGUCAACAGGUGCGUGGGGCGGUCAGACGCUGGGGGAAGGGAAGGGUGGGGUGAGAGUCAAGGUGACUCCUGGGUUCUGGCUCGGGUGGCCGGGUGAGCGAUGGCACCCUUUGUCGAAGGAGAGACAGGUCGGGGAGAGGGUGCUACCUACUUAGCACUUGCUGGGCCCAGGCCUGCAGCCCCGGCGGAAAUGAGGAGGCAGCUGGCACUAGGAGAAUGCAGCUCGGAUGAGAGCUUGAGGCUGCAGAUCCUCCGAGGGGGCGUUGGCUGGCAGAGAGGCAGCUGGUGGUGGAGGGUACACGUGGACAGCCUUGGGAGGAGGUGCUUAAUCUCUUAUCUGGGGGAUGGGAGAUAGUCUGCGUUUUAUCUGAAUUUUGAGGUUAAGGUUUGUUCCUCAUCCCAGAAGUGGCGGUUUGAAGGGCUAGGAGUCGUUCCUCCAUCUCCUCCCAAGAUGGUGCAAGUUGUCCCUACCUGAUAAUAAAUCUUUAAAAAAAACAAC